Messenger RNA from Anisakis simplex (herring worm), 1185 nucleotides. Lineage: Eukaryota; Metazoa; Nematoda; Chromadorea; Rhabditida; Anisakidae. The record is from the annotation of a GenBank genome assembly.
GAAACAACGAGUUCGGAAGUGACGCCACCCAAAAACCUCGUGCAAAGCGUGUCCGUAGCAGACGAGGCGGAAAAUAGCACGUCAAAAGCGGAGGAGCAGACAAUGACCGGCGCGAAAAACAUUCAAACGGCUGAAAGCACGAGUACGGGUGGUGCUCUGCAGACUGUUGAAAACGUGCGAAAAAAGUCUUCAACUCAGCUGGAGCGUACGGUCGGAAUCGAGACUGGUCGUGAGACCCUGAUCGAAAUCGAUAAGGAUGGCAAAGGCCUCGGUCUAAGCAUCGUGGGUGGAUCGGAUACAGUGCUGGGAACGGUCGUGAUUCAUGAGGUUUACCCGGACGGGGCGGCCGCCAUGGACGGGCGUUUAAAGCCAGGAGAUCAAGUCUUGGAGGUGAACGGAGUUUCGCUGCGUGGCGUCAGUCAUGAACACGCCAUAUCGCUGUUACGCAGAACGCCCGCGAAGGUCAGAUUGCUGAUCUACCGUGAUGUGAAUCUGCAGUUAUCACUGCUGGAUCCGACGCAGAUCUAUAAUAUUUUCGAAAUGGAGCUAACCAAAAAGCCUGGGCGGGGCCUAGGCCUAAGCAUUGUGGGCCGCAAGAACGAGCCUGGAGUCUACGUGUCGGAGGUUGUGAAGGGUGGCGCGGCCGAGGCGGACGCACGCCUCAUGCAAGGCGAUCAGAUUCUGGCUGUGAACGGGCAAGACGUGACAAAUUCAAUGCAGGAAGAUGUGGCCGCUAUGCUUAAGACAUGCACCGGACGCGUGGCACUACGCGUGGGUCGCUGGAAGCUCACGGAGACGGCGAAUCGCGUGCACGCGGCUGCCGAGGCGGCCUAUGCCUCAUCGGAACGAUUGGCCAAGGGCACUUCUACUGAUAAUAUUAAUAUAAAUAAUGAUAGAAUUAAUAAUAAUAUUAAUAAUAAUCAAGAUGAAUCUAUGCAAUGUAGUGGUACAUUUGCGUUGCAAUCUGCAGGGGCUGGUCACGAGGAGCCAAAGCAAGUGCCGCCCCCUCCCGCGCCGAGCAGACCAACGGCCGUCGUGCCGCAGGUGACCGUCGAGGGGGGCGUGGCCGAGGCAUGUCACCAUUCGCCCAACUUGAUCCACUCCGACCUAUCGCCGGUCACCGAGGAGCCGAGCAGUGGUGGGGAUCAGUGGGAAAUAGGUAUGAAUAGUAGCAAGAAGAGUUAG